AUAAGUGGACAUUCCUGCAAAAUAUUUUAAAAAUGAGAAUACAAAAGUAGGACCAGUCAUCUUUACUCUAUUACCCCUAAAAGUAUUCAACAAAUAACCUUCAGAAGGCACCUGUUGUUUUAAAAUAGAUUUAAAUCCAACCCCACAGCAUGGUAUUUUAUUGAGAUGUAUCCAAAAAGGGGAGUGAUACUGUACAUAUCCCACUUUUCACAUCUGUAUUUGCAAAGUUAUUUGUAAACCAUUUUCUAUCCACUUUUUUGUGUUGAUCUAUCAAAUAAAAUCUCCAAUUUAUUCCAGGUUUUUGGUGAUUUGGAGAAAAAACAGAACACAGACAUUUGUAGAUGGAUGUGUCAGAUCCCUGAUGUGUGUGGUUUCCAGUUGUUCAUCUGAUCUCCUCUCACGUGGUGACAGGAGGGGGAGGCGGUUCUGGACUGAAGUCGGGGUGCGAAAAAAAGGAGGAGUGUAAACUUAAACAAGGAAUGGGAGAGAUAGUAGUGUUAGAGGCUGCAGGGGGACAGGAAGGACAAGCAGCAGACUCCUCACUUUUUUUUCCCAGAUUUUAAUAUCCUUGUUAAUAUGCGUAUUUUUAUUUUACUGUCCAAACCAGACAGCUGGAUUCUGCAUGUCACACAUUGGCUUGUUUUAUUGGUCUGCUGAUAAGAGAAGGCUUAAACUGGACUAAUAAACUGUUUUACGCACAACGUUUUCAUUUAACGAAUGAAACGAAAAUGGAUUUUUUUUCUCCCCUCUGAUUGAUUUCAAAUGAUCAACUGCUUGACACCUUGGGAUAAACUUUUAAUUUAUAUAUUUAUAUAUUUUUUCUGGCUUAUUGUAUGCUGCGCAGGAAGAGUCUGAUAAGAAUAGGAACAUUAUUUGGCACACUCAAAGAGGACUUGUGAGCUGGACCCGAACUCUCACAGUCUCCAUUAAUUAGCCGGAGGAGGACGCGUGGUGAUACUUCUCACGCAUGUCUCAACAGCAGAGCACUUUGCCCCGCACUGGCUGCUCGGCGGUGCCGCGGCGGACAAUCAUGGACAACAGGCCCGUCCCGAGGAGGCGGACCGGAGCCGUCCGACAUCUGCUACAGCUGGCGUGCGUCGUCCUCGCCUGCAGCUCCCAGCUUCUGAUGGUGGAGGCGAAUUCGUGGUGGUCUCUAGGUCUGACCCCGAUCCAGCGGCCCGAGAUGUACAUCAUUGGUGCUCAGCCUCUCUGCAGUCAGCUUUCUGGCCUUUCACAGAGUCAGAGGAAGCUGUGCCAGCUGUACCAAGACCACAUGAGCUACAUCGGAGACGGAGCGAGAACGGGCAUCAAGGAGUGCCAGUACCAGUUCAAACAGAGGAGGUGGAACUGCAGCACUGUGGACAGCACGUCCGUGUUUGGACGGGUCAUGCACAUUGGCUCAAGGGAGACGGCAUUCACGUACGCCAUCAGCGCGGCCGGUGUCGUCAACGCCAUCAGUCGGGCGUGCCGCGACGGCGAGCUCUCCACAUGUGGCUGCAGCCGCACCGCCCGGCCCCGCGAUUUGCCGCGCGACUGGCUGUGGGGAGGCUGCGGCGACAACGUACAUUACGGCUACAGAUUCGCCCGGGAAUUUGUGGAUGCCAAGGAGCGGGAGAAGAAUUACCCGCGCGGGUCGAGAGAGUAUGCUCGAAUUCUCAUGAACCUGCACAACAACGAAGCGGGGAGACAGGCCGUCUACAACCAAGCCCAUGUCGCCUGCAAGUGUCACGGAGUCUCUGGGUCCUGCAGUCUGAAAACUUGUUGGCUUCAGCUGGCUGACUUCAGGCGAGUCGGAGAAUUUCUGAAAGAGAAAUACGACAGUGCUGCGGCCAUGCAGAUUGGACGCAAGGGAAAGCUGGAGCUGAAAGACAAGCGCUUCAACAACCCGACACCUGAGGACAUGGUCUACAUUGACCCAAGUCCCGACUACUGUCUCCGGAACGAAACCACAGGCUCGCUGGGAACGCAUGGCCGCUACUGCAACAAAACCUCAGAGGGUAUGGACGGCUGCGAGCUGAUGUGCUGCGGCAGAGGGUACGACCAGUUCAAGACAUACAAGCACGAGCGCUGUCACUGCAAGUUCCACUGGUGCUGCUACGUCAAGUGCAGGCGCUGCACAACUCUCGUGGACCAGUUUAUGUGCAAAUAGCACAAAAAGGCGGGUUAACUCUGACCCAAAGAAAUGGGAGUGAAAAGAGAGGAGAGGAAUGAUGAUAUCCAUUUUAAUAUAAAGAGCUGAUCAAUGGACUGAUAUAUAUACAUAUAUAUAUAUUAAAAAAAAGAUGUCCAAUAUUCUGAUCACGGUCCUGAUGGAAGAACAAAACGGCACAAACGAGGAUGAAAGGGAAAAAAGGAACAGGUUUCAAUCCCUUAAAGUGGGGACACAUUUGACCUGUGUGAGCUGAAGAGAUAAAAAUAAAUAUAUAAUUAAGAAAUAAAUAAAUCUACAACUUACACAUUUUAA
Messenger RNA from Xiphophorus hellerii (green swordtail), 2464 nucleotides. RefSeq names its product wingless-type MMTV integration site family, member 5b (gene wnt5b). The record is from RefSeq and is a predicted model, not a curated record. Gene Ontology annotation, molecular function: frizzled binding; cytokine activity. Bases 968 to 2149 code for a protein of 393 amino acids. The transcript has 6 exons. Gene Ontology annotation, cellular component: extracellular region. Lineage: Eukaryota; Metazoa; Chordata; Actinopteri; Cyprinodontiformes; Poeciliidae. Gene Ontology annotation, biological process: neuron differentiation; canonical Wnt signaling pathway; multicellular organism development.